GGCAUGAACUACUCAUAUACUAGUCCUCAGGAACCAAUUUCACCACUCCCUUACCCUCUGCAUAACAGCUCUUCUUUUCUGAAUUCGAGGGAUUAGGAAUACCGGAUUUGUUAUUUUAGCAUACCUUACAUCAUGGUCCGACACAAGAAAGACAAUUACUCCCGCGGAGGCAAGAAAUUUUCCUCGACACCCCGCCCACGCCCAGUGCCCCGCGGCGAUGGCGAGUCCUCCGACAGACUUCCUUUCAAAGCAGCCUGUUGGGAUCUGGGUCACUGCGAUCCAAAGCGAUGUUCGGGCAAGCGAUUAAUGCAUCUGGGAUUGAUGCGAGAGCUAGGUAUUGGACAAAAGUAUCCAGGUGUCGUCGUUUCUCCGAAUGCGAAGAAAAUCAUCUCUCCCGCGGACCGAGACAUACUAGAACAAUAUGGCGCCGCAGUAGUGGAAUGUUCGUGGGUAAGGCUGAAGGAAGUGCCUUUCUCCCGCAUAGGAGGAAAAUGUGAACGACUUCUACCCUAUCUUGUUGCAGCCAACACAGUCAACUACGGACGGCCAUGGCGGUUAAACUGUGUCGAAGCCCUGGCGGCCUGUUUCUGUAUUUGCGGCCACGAAGACUGGGCUAGAGAGGUUCUUAAACAUUUCAGUUACGGCGAGGCUUUCCUCGAUAUCAACUCGAAACUCCUUAAACGAUAUGCCGCAUGCGCCACAGAAGAAGACGUCAAACGGACCGAGGAAGAAUGGCUGGCUAAGAUUGAGAAAGAAUACGAAGACAGUCGUGUCGAAGGUGCCGAUGAUAUGUGGACAGUAGGCAAUACGAACCGGAGGGCAGACGAUUCUGAUUCCGAUGAUGAUAAGGGCAGUAAAAAUGGUGAAGAUGGAGACAAAGAAAAGAAUGAUGAAGAGGAAGAGCCAGAAGAAGAAAAGGACCCUUUCGCCAUCUCAGAUGACUCCGAAGAAGAAGAGCAGAUGGCCGAAAUCCGCCGCAAAAUUCUCAACUCCAAGUCUUUCCAGAAUCCUACUGUUCCCGACAAGCCACAACCUGAGAAGAUCACACGUCCAGAUACAGGGCCUGUUGAAGACUCCGACGCCGAAUCCGGGUCUGCGGAUGGGAGUGACGACGAAGCGUUUGACAAUAUCAUCGAUGCGACUCCGGUGACGGAUCGGACAGGUAUCAUUGCUGCAACCCGGAAAAAGGGGAACGACACCCUCAGUGCGUCGUUUUCUCGAACGGUGAUUAGUGCUCCUAAGAGGUGGUAGUUUUCUUACCCAAUCUUGUCUUGUGUCUUGCUUGCUUUUCUUCCAACACUUUUUGGGAUUCUGAGGGAAGCAGAAACAGCCGCGUAUUGGCAAAAGGGCAAUCCAUAUAAUGUACAGAUUUAUGAAAUAUGAAGUUGAUGAAAUAAAAGUUACAUAAAGAUAUCA
Molecule: messenger RNA, 1416 nt
Organism: Aspergillus caelatus
Lineage: Eukaryota; Fungi; Ascomycota; Eurotiomycetes; Eurotiales; Aspergillaceae
Product: ribosome biogenesis TSR3 family protein
Exons: 3
Coding region: 133-1251 (372 amino acids)
Biological process (GO): maturation of SSU-rRNA
Molecular function (GO): rRNA small subunit aminocarboxypropyltransferase activity
Source: RefSeq, a predicted model, not a curated record